AUGGCCGACGCGGAGAUCUCAGCCUUGCGCUUGAAGUCGUUGACGAUCGACUGGAAUUUUCAGGAGGCCGGCGUCUCCACGACGAGCGAGACGACGAGACAGCAGAUGGCGGUGUUGCAGUUCACGGCCGAGUGGGACGUGAAUCCAGCUGACCACGCGGUCGGCAGGAUCGGCAGCACGGCGAAGAUCUGGACCUCGGGAUCCUCGGACCCCACGGACGCUGCGAUCUCAACGGAGCGAGCUCACUUCCGAACUGGACGACUAACGAGCAAGCCGGCUGGAUCUACAACGCGUGCUCGGAGCGAGCACAACGAACGAACGAACGGCAAGCGGGGCGUGGGGAGGAGCGAGUGGACGUACACCCGAGUGGCUAGAGACGGCGUGACGAACGGAGCCCAAGUCGUGCACGGCAGGACGAAGGCCAUGGAGGUCGUCGUCCAGCACGGCUUCCUCCAGCGAUUCGGGCUUCGGCCUCUGCUUGACCAGGAGUCGGGUCGUGCGAUCCAGACUACGUGCGUGGACAAGGCGACCGAGAUUAACGACCCGAUCGACAACGUGGCCCAGGGCAUGGAGAACAUUGGCCAAGCCUUCGUGACGGCCCCUGACACCUACGUCGUGCCCGCGAACGGUACCACUGGGCACAUGGCGCUGAUACCAGGUGUCGGCAGCACCGACGUGGCGGAAGAGAAGAAGCGAAACGACGAGGACGAAGAGACGAAGGCGAGCGACCCAGUCGACGAGAACAACGCAAGCGACGAACCCGACGAGGGCGGUGCCGACGACGCCCCAAGCGAGACGCAAGAAGCACCAGCCAGCACCAACGACGACGGCGCUGCGAUGGCUCCGCUGACGGCUCUGACGGCCGCGUUGCGGCAGAUGGUGACGACGAUGGCCAGGAUGGACGCUCGGCUGGACCAGCUGAGCACGACGGCGACGAACCCGGCGCAGUCCCAGGCGCCCACGGACUCCGGCACGCAGGUGGCGACGACGCAGCAGCCGCCAGCGCCUGUGACGAACCCGCCAGCUUCAACGAGUACGGCACAGGCACCAGCAGCCCCGCAGCAAGAUCAGCCAGCUGCCACGCACCGGCAGUUCGGCGGUGACAGCAGCGACGAUGAUGACUCGUCGAGUUCCAGUAGCGACGAUGACUCCGACGGCAACGACCGUGGUGGGCGACGCGGACGACGACAACCCGCGACGCGCCCAGGCGACGAUGACUUCCAUCACAACAGACGCAGAACCAUACGCGACUUGGACCUGCCGACGUUCCUGCCGACGCCGCAGGAGUGA
Molecule: messenger RNA, 1290 nt
Organism: Phytophthora sojae
Lineage: Eukaryota; Oomycota; Peronosporomycetes; Peronosporales; Peronosporaceae
Exons: 7
Coding region: 1-1290 (429 amino acids)
Source: RefSeq, a predicted model, not a curated record